Molecule: messenger RNA, 867 nt
Organism: Anopheles marshallii
Lineage: Eukaryota; Metazoa; Arthropoda; Insecta; Diptera; Culicidae
Gene: sra
Product: protein sarah
Exons: 1
Coding region: 1-867 (288 amino acids)
Biological process (GO): calcium-mediated signaling
Cellular component (GO): cytoplasm; nucleus
Molecular function (GO): calcium-dependent protein serine/threonine phosphatase regulator activity; nucleic acid binding
Source: RefSeq, a predicted model, not a curated record
AUGGCACAGGCCACGGCAACUACUACCACCGGUACCCGGCAGCAGUCUGACGCGGGAGACGAGCUGGUGCCAACAACGCCCACGGACGAUGAGAAUCUGUUCAUCAAUCCGUCCGACGGUCUGCCGAACGAGCAUCCGGCCUUGCCGAGCGCAUAUGAUUCCGACAGCGAGUCAAACCCUGUGGCAGACGAUGAUCUGUUGGACGAUCUACCAACGUCGAUCAUCGUAACCAACAUCCACUCGGAGGUGUUCGCCGACGAUGCGCUCAAGGCUAGUCUGGAGGAACUGUUUCGCACGUUUUCCGAAAACACCACCUUCCAGUGGCUGAAGAGCUUUCGCCGGUUGCGCGUCAACUACGACAGUGCGCUGGCAGCGGCAAAUGCGCGUAUUCGGUUGCAUCAGUACCCGUUUGGAAAGUCCGUCAUAAAUUGCUAUCUGGCUCAACCAGUGACGCCGGUGUCGAACACCAACCUUAAACCGCCCGCACCUGUCAAGCAGUUCCUUAUAUCGCCACCGGCAUCACCACCGGCUGGCUGGGAACCGGCUGAGGAGGGCGAACCGCUCGUUAACCAUGACCUGUUGGCAGCGUUGGCCAGCUUAACGCCGGGCGAAAGUCAUGAAAUUCACGCUCAAUCCGAACACCAUCCGGGCAUCAUUUUACACACUGCAGCAGAGCAGCUGGAAGCGGCGGCAGCGGCCGCGGCGGAAGGGGCAGAUGACGAUGAGCCGGGUGCGAAAUCUUCUAGCAUGGGCAGCAGUUUCGAGGACGAUGAUCCGGACAAGGAAAAUUCCCCGGUCGUUGGAACGAACGCGCGCAAAACUCGUAUCAUGCAAACACGCUGCCCAGAGCGCAAAAGUUCCACCUAG